GCUGCUGUAGAUGUCUUGCGUUUAGGGUUUGAAUGGUGUACACACGGAGGGCCGUGUCGUUGUUUUGUGAUCUUUAGCCUCUGCAAAAACAAAAACAAACUGUCAAGCCUAAACCGGCGGGUCAGCACGAUGAAAUUAGGCGAGCGCUUUCGGAAGCCAUUGGACACAAUGGCACCUUACUGUGUUUAGGAUUACUGCAGUUGCGGAGAUCAGAGCACGCGCGAGGUCUGCCAGCCCAACUCGGGCGGACGUUGCGUUUGAAUACGGUGACAGUCAACAGCGUCCUCCCACCCAGCUUUUAUAUAAUGGAAGAUCGCAUACAGAUAUGAUGUGCUGAUGCAGACGAGGUGGUAAGACGCAAGGUUUCCCCACUGGAGCAUUUAGUGUUGAUGAGCGUAAAGGCGAAGGCUCAGUUUACUUCACGACGCCUCAACUCAUCCUGAGACUGAUAUUUCUCGCCUGUGUUCCUGUGAAACUGAAGCAAUGGCGAGACACGCUACUGUCAGGGCUCGAGCCAUAUGCCCCGCUUUCAUGAGCUAGCCUCCCGCGUGUGGCAACAUUACCAACUCUAGUAGGACUAGCUGCGGUCCGUCAGCUGCAACGCGAGCUCCGCGCAGGUGCCGUCGGUACGAGGUGAAGCUGGCGGCCCUUCGGUUAGAGUCGGAGGAGAAAGAUCUGAGCGCCAUGGCGUGGGUGCUGAAGAUGGACGAUGCUACCAUCGAGUCUGGGCUUGUGCACGACUUUGAUGCCAGUUUAUCUGGCAUCGGUCAAGAGCUCGGGGCUGGCGCGUACAGCAUGAGUGAUGUGUUGGCUCUGCCCAUCUUUAAGCAGGAAGAUGUUAGUGUUCCUGUGGAGUCUGACACCAAGAAUCCUCCGUUUCAGUAUGUGCUGUGUGCCGCCACAUCCCCUGCUGUUAAACUGCACGAGGAGACGCUCACCUACCUAAACCAAGGCCAGUCUUAUGAAAUCCGGUUGCUUGAUAACAGGAAAAUAGGGGAGAUGCCAGACCUCAACAAGACUGUGAAGAGUCUAGUUAGGGUGGUUUUCCAUGACCGAAGGCUUCAGUUCAUGGAGCAACAACAGCUGGAGGGAUGGAAAUGGAAUCGGCCCGGUGACCGUCUUCUUGACAUCGAUAUCCCCAUGUCAGUUGGCAUCACAGAGCCCCACACACACGCCUCCCAGCUCAACGCUGCAGAGUUCCUGUGGGAUCUCUCCAAAAGAGCGUCUGUGUUUGUGCAGGUUCAUUGCAUCAGUACAGAGUUUACCCCACGAAAACAUGGUGGAGAGAAAGGAGUUCCGUUCCGUAUCCAGAUUGACACCUUUAAGCAAAAUGAAAGUGGAGAAUAUACGGAGCACCUGCACUCCGCCAGCUGCCAGAUCAAAGUCUUUAAGCCAAAGGGAGCAGACAGAAAGCAGAAAACAGACAGAGAGAAGAUGGAGAAACGGACCGCACAAGAGAAAGAGAAAUAUCAACUUUCCUAUGACACCACAAUUUUGUCAGAGACUCGGUUGGAGCCUGUGAUUGAGGAGGCUGUAGAACAUGAGCUUAAAAAAUCAAGCAAGCGUACACUUCCUGCAGACUGCGGCGAUUCCAUCGCCAAAAGCAAAAGAGGAAGUUGCUCUCCAUGGUCGGAUAAUGCAUACGUCAGUCCCAAUACUGCAUCUACUCCGACCUUUACCUCCAGCACACACACAUACAGCACUGGCAGCACAGUACCUGACAGUGAGUCAUCCUCACCUAACCACCAAGGGGAUCCUGGUACCCUCAUGUCUAUGGAGUCUUUGAGUCCCACAGCCUCUAUACAGGAGACGCAGAAGUGGCUCCUUAUGAACAGAUUCAACUCGUACAGUCGUAUUUUCACCCAUUUCUCAGGUUCUGAUCUACUGAAAUUAACUCGGGAGGAUUUAGUCCAAAUUUGUGGCGCAGCUGAUGGAAUCCGACUUUACAAUGCACUGAAAUCAAGAGCAGUGCAUCCCAGACUCACAGUCUAUGUCUCCCUGGAGGCUUCUCAGAGCGCGAGUCCUAUUCUGGAGAAACGUGGCCACAGCAAAAACGGAGAACACAGCAGUCAAACAUCCAUACAUGUUUACCAUGCUCUUUACCUUGAUGAGAUGACUGCUUGUGAGCUCACCAGGAAAAUCUCCAGUGUCUUGUCCCUGCCACUCACCCACAUUAACCAAGUGUACAAACAGGGGCCCACAGGGAUACACAUACUACUCAGUGACCAGAUGGUUUAUAAUUUCCCUGAUGAGAGCAGUUUCAUUGUCAGCACAAUACAAGAUGACACAAGCGAUGGAUUUCACCUUGUGCUGAAGUAGAGAUGCCUGAAAAACUAUGUUAAGCAGAGAGUGCGAUGACAUCAUAAGGCUCCAUACUGCCUCUCUUGGGCAUUCAGUAUGCUCCCUCCAUCCUUGUCUCUCUUCCUCUCUUUAUCUUGCUCUCUCUUUCUUCACGUCUCUGACAUUAGAGAGAGAGAGAGAGAGAGAGCCAGGGUUGGGCAGGGCCUCCUAACUGUUAGAAUCUGACUUCAGUGUGUAAAUUUUUUCAUAUUGAAAACACUUAAACUGAUGCCAGUGUGUUUACGGGGUGGGCUUUUAAGGAUGUGUGUGUGUUUUUAAAGAUUUAAUUAGGAGGGAUGGAGUGGAGCAGAAACCGCAAGGAAGUGGAGGAGAUUUGUGACCACUUUUACUUCAGCAUGGUGUUCGUAGAGUGUAUAAUGUCGUGAUAUGGCUGUUCCUCACUUCUGUGGCAAAAAAGUCCACACUCAGACUGUCUUCAGUUUGCAAGUUAUGAACGUAUAGUACUUGAGUUUGUUCGCCUUUGUGAGUUGUCAAUUGUUUUUCUGCCUGCCCCUUUGUACUGUCACCAUUGCACCCCUCGUGGGAAUAAUGACCUCUCUUUCAAAAGUGGGGAAAUGCAUCCUGACUUAGGCAUGCGCAGGGUGUCUAUUAUGUCUGUCUGGAUUAAAUGAUUCCUUGAGUUUAAGUAUGAUGCCCUGCAGCUAACGUGAGGUUUGUGAGACUACAUUUAGGCUGUAUGCUACUCUUGUAGAAGACAUUGUCAGUGCUGAUGUCCCUUUUCCAAUUCCUCCAUCAAGACCAAUCAUGUCUGGUGCCAUUUUGUUUACUACAUACUGUUAAAACUGACAACUACAUGGUAGUUUCUUGGAAUUCUUAGCAUUUACUUUGUGUUUAGCGGGUUGAAUUAAUCAUCUAAAUUUAAGCUUAUUGGACCCCACUCACCCCACAUUGUAUUUAAAUAGUGGGAGCCUUUGAUUUUUAGAUGGUGAUUGUUGUUGCCUGGUAACUAUUUUCUGUCCUAUAUAGUAGCUCUUGGCACAGAUUAUAAUGCAACUUUUGAUAUGGGAAGUAAGCACAAUUGCAUAAACCUCCAUAAAUUAUAUUUUGCAUAAUGCCUUUGCUUUCUUUUAUCUGACUCUCUUCCUAGCCUUGGGACAAUAAUAGUACUUUUGACUGGCCAGCCAGGGCAGGUUCAGUCUGGUGGCUUUUUAUUUUAUUGUUUUUAUUUUUUUCCCUCACCUUGAAUAGAGAUUGACUUGGUAGGUCAUCUCAGUAGUUAUGUAUUGGGCAGCUGUGCUUUGGCAUGUACUGAGUGUAUUUUUGCCAUGUUAUAGAGGAGCAUGGUUGUAAGAAUGUUUACUUCUUACAAUUCUUUAUAAAAAAGGAAUGACCAAGCCUGCACUGAACUGAAACCACAACAAAUGUCACGCCAUUGGACACCUUGCUGUCGUUGGAUGUUCACUUAGCAUUUUGGUGUACACAAAGUUUCCAGGUGAAGAAAUUAUCAAAGUAUAAAUAUAUGAAGAGGUGUGUUAUUCUCUUCCUCCAAUGAUGUGGAUCACACGGUCUGUCCUCUGCAUUUCCGUGAUAAUGAUCAUGGUGCCCUCAUGUCACUGUAUAAAGAAGCCUCUCUUCCAUAGGGGGUGCUGAGAUGUACACAAUUAAGGCCUGAACAAGAAAUAAAAUAAUUUUCUUAUAUUGUCUCUGGGUAAUUAUAAUUAAAUUGUAUAUAUUCAUUAUAAUGAAAAGUGAGGAAGAGUGUUGGGUAUAAUGUGAUUACAAUGUAAUUUAUUACUGUAAUCUAAUUUGAGUACAAAAAGAUAGUGUAAUGGAUUACAUUUUAAAUUCUUGUAAUCAGACUACAGUGACUGACUUUCAGUUAAUUACUUUUUAAGUAUAUUGGGUUAUAUUAUUUUUAGAAUAUUUUUUUGAAGUAGUUUUGUGUUCCCUUGCAAUAAGUUUUGUGGUCCUUCACGAUAGAUUUUCCUGUUUAAAUGUU
Molecule: messenger RNA, 4300 nt
Organism: Xyrauchen texanus (razorback sucker)
Lineage: Eukaryota; Metazoa; Chordata; Actinopteri; Cypriniformes; Catostomidae
Product: upstream-binding protein 1-like
Exons: 16
Coding region: 685-2319 (544 amino acids)
Biological process (GO): regulation of transcription by RNA polymerase II
Cellular component (GO): nucleus
Molecular function (GO): DNA-binding transcription activator activity, RNA polymerase II-specific; RNA polymerase II cis-regulatory region sequence-specific DNA binding
Source: RefSeq, a predicted model, not a curated record